CAUAGUAAUUUUAUAGUUAAAAAACGUCAAAACAAAACUAAUUUAAAAAUAAAAGCAUGAAUUUAUAAUUUUAAUCUAGGAAAAAUAUGUCGAAAGAAGCACGAUAUGGUUUAUUAUACAGUGAAUACGAGUAUUCCUCUUACGUGCGCAUUCAAUCCGAAAAAUGUUGCAUUAUUGUAGCCUGUUUUCCAAUCUUAGCGAUGAUCUUUUGUAUCCUGUAUUCCGUCCUAUUUAAUUUCGAAGGAGCUGUAUAUACACAUUGCGAUGUUUAUAAUUGGCUGCCGUCGAUAUCAGCAGCGAUAGGAAGUUUUUCACCGCAGAGAGAAGUGUGGCAAAGCGCUGUCACCAUUCAGGCCAUUCCAAGAUUUUUUUAUGCCUUUCAGUACCUACAAUUUCAUUACAGUUUGUUAUAUCCUCAUGAUUUUUGGAUUGCUCAAGUUGCAUUUUUCCUAAGUAUGGUAGAGAAUAUAGCGCUCAUACUACUGUCUUUCUUUGUCUCUUCACAAUAUUAUUCUGUCCAUAAAAAAGCUUUUAUAACCUUUAUAAUUUCAUCAGAAGUGUACAUGAUACUCACGUGCAUACUGCAAAGCAGGUUUAAAAAACAGUUCCGAAUUAGUUUGAAAUGGAAGAAAAGAUUUCUAACAACAAAUCUUAUUUUCAUUGUUGUGGCUGUUUAUUUUUUUAUGAGACACAAUUCCUUCUGCGAACCAUAUGUAUAUAGUCUGUUCGCAUUAGCCGAAUACAUCGUAGUAUUUUCCAAUAUGGCAUUCCACUCGACAGCCUUCUUUGAUUUUCAGAACAAAGAUUUUGUGAUCUACAAACAUGGUUUCACUCUAACGGAAAGAUAAUAUUUAGUGAUUUAGCUAGUUAUGUAAAUUUCGAUAAUUUAUUUAUUUUCGUUAGCGCACGUUGUGCUAUUUGAUGCAGUAUUAACUGAUUGUUUUUUAUACAGAG
This is a messenger RNA of Psylliodes chrysocephalus, 954 nucleotides long. NCBI's taxonomy places the organism in Eukaryota, Metazoa, Arthropoda, Insecta, Coleoptera, Chrysomelidae. The record is from the annotation of a GenBank genome assembly.